Thamnophis elegans (Western terrestrial garter snake) is the source of this 2418-nucleotide messenger RNA. It is a transcript of the gene ANKRD9, whose product is annotated as ankyrin repeat domain 9. The transcript is spliced from 2 exons. NCBI's taxonomy places the organism in Eukaryota, Metazoa, Chordata, Lepidosauria, Squamata, Natricidae. The record is from RefSeq and is a predicted model, not a curated record. The coding region runs from base 546 to 1433 and encodes 295 amino acids. Gene Ontology annotation, molecular function: protein binding.
GGCUCUGGACAGUUCCCCGGUCAUCGCCGACCUUCACCGCGCGGGCUCGGGCAAGGGGAUAAAAGAGCCCGGAGGAGCCAAUUGAAGUUUGGCCGCUGCCGCUGCCGCUGCCGCUACUACUCCUGCUGAGCCAGACGGCUCUGCGGCGGCUGCUGCUGUUCCCGCCAGCUGCGGUUCGCGCUCGGUGCAGCCGGGAGCCCAGCACAGCCGCUCUUCUUCCGCAGGGGGAGGAGAGCGCAGGCAGCGGAGGAGCGCACGAGCGGGGGGGGGGGGGGGGGGAGGGAAGAGCCGCGGCGGCCGGAGUCCCUCGGGUGCGCGCGCGCGCGCGCGGCUGCAGCCGGGGAGAAGGAGCGAGCGAGCGGUUCAUUCAUUGCUGCGGGCAGCCCCGAGGAAGAGCCGGCGCGACCCGCAGGCGAAUCCCGCCAGGCUACAUUCUUGGCAGGACGAAAGAUCCAGAAGGGCCUUCCUCCAUCUUCCUGACUCUUCAUGAGCAAAACAUCUGGUAGCCAAGAAGGGAGCCCUUCCCUGUGAACCCAACCUCAAGGAUGCCCUGGAACGUCAAGUGGUUGAAUAGCUGCAACAGCUACAGCUCCCAGUCUCAGAAACAAUGCAAGAAAUCCUCUUUUGCUUUCUAUCAAGCUGUGAGAGACCAGCUACCAGUAUGGCUCCUGGAAGACAUGAGGCGCAUGGAGGUUUUCCACUGGCAAGAAGGAGGCAAAGUCAGCACAUAUUCACCUUCAGAGGCACUGCUGUAUGCCCUGGUACACAACCACCAGCCUUAUGCCCGAUAUUUACUGAACCAAUUUCCUAAAAGUGCCUUUGCAGUACCGAGCCUUCACUUCAGCUGCUGCCACUCUUCAGCUCCUCACUUAGCUAUGGCUGUCCGGUACAAUCGUAUCCAUGUCCUAGUAGAGAUUCUGAAGGCCAUCAAAAACUUACCAGUAAGCGACCGAGCUACCUAUUUGGACCGCCGAGGUUGCAGUCGAGUGGAAGGUGGCAAAACAGCCCUUCAUGUGGCAUGUGAACUGGCCAGGCCGGAGUGUUUGCUUUUGCUGCUGGGUCACGGAGCCUCGCCUUGCCUUGGUGACUGUGCUGGGAACACACCUCUAGACCUACUUCUACAACAAAUUUGGGAAAGUCCAGCAUCAAAUCUCCGCACCAAGCUUCUCCUUCUGGACACGCUCUUGCUCUUUAUGCCGACAGGCUUCCCUUUUGCCAUGAAACAGCAAAUGCGGGAAGACCAGCAGCCCUGGCAGGACCUUCUGGGUGUUAGUCGGUAUCAGUGGUUGGCUGGUUUCGCUCCUUUCUCUCUCUUUGUUAGAUCCAUGCAAGUUUUAAUUGGGAGCAUUUCACGCGAACAUUUCCCAGAAGCUCUGGAUGGUCUACCUUUGCCGCACUUUCUGAAACCUUUGGACCUGAUGUUGAAGGGCUAAGAUUAUUAUAAGCUAGAGACCUCCUUCUCUCACUUGGACUGAUUGACUCUCUCCCCCCCCUCUCCCUCCUUUCAAUUGCUGCUUGUGUGAUGAAAAUAGGUUGUGUGGAGAACCCAUGUACUGAAAAAUGAACUCUGUGUGGGAGAAGGAGAAGCACUUGUUUUAAUUAGAGACUUUUUUCCAAAGAUUUUAAUAUGUUGUGUUUUAUUUAACUAUCGCUCAGUCGGAGAGAGUGGAACACCUAGAGUGCAUUCUAAAAAUAAAUUCCAUUUUAUGGCAGGAUGCACAGCUUAAAGCUUAACUUGCGCAUGAUGAUUUGUAGACAGUCCAAGUGAAUUAGCAUUUUAGGCCAGAAGCUAAAAAAAGCCAUGAAACAGAGAGUAGCUUCUGUAAUCCAUAAUAGAUCAACGGUAAAUAAUGCACCAAGUGGAUAUUGAUUGGUGCAAAAGAAACACCUGCAUAUACUCCCAAACAGCAAAAGGUUUAGAGUUUAGAGAGAGUUUAGAGUAAUUUAUUUAUAUGCCGCCCUUUUCCCUGGGGGGACUCAGGGCGGCUUACAACUCGAGUUUGGAGUAUGUCCAGUUUUUCAACCUUUUCUUUGUCAACUUCAAAUUAUGUGCCACAGGAUUGUAUGUAAUUUAAACAAACACAACACAACCAGAGAUUGAAAUGUUGGUUUAAGCUAUUACCUCUGAUAGAGUUAUGUCCAGCUAAUGUGAAAUGGAACAAAAAUACCAUUUUGUAUAAAAUAGCUAUUAGAUAUUAGAAAAAUUUGAACUAUUGGCCAGAUCUCCUUACUCUCUUGCUCUCUCAUUAUUUUCUCAUGACAAUAUAUUGCAAGAGUCAAUUUCUUAAAAGAAUUAUUGUUAUUUUCUCUGCCACCAAUAGUUCGCUUUUAUUUAAAAGUACACACAUCCAAUAGGAGGUCAAAUCAGCAGAGCAUUAAACAAAUCAUUAAAUACAUAGCAAUCUCCAUUGUAUUAAU